AGUUCAUUAGCGCUGGUAAGAGUAUCUUCCAUAAAAUUUCAGGCAUUCUAAGGGAAAUUUAAUAAAACGAAGGGUUAUACAGGUGGUCGUCAAAUCUAUACAGUGGGCUACGAUUUUGUUUAAAGCGAUUGAUCAGAAGAGCGUGGGGAAAGAAGGAAGAAGAAGAUCUCAAUCAAAAAAUGGGUUUCGUGGAUAAGCUGAAGGUGUUCAUCAUCAAGGAGCCUGUUGUUGUUGCUUCCUGCGUCAUUGGAGGCGUUGGGUUAUUUCUUCCAGCAUUUGUUAGGCCUAUCUUGGAUUCUAUGGAAACAGCAAAGGCAGUUCCACAUCCAGGUCUAAAUGAGGUUGUUGCAGGCAUGACAGGGAAAAAAACAUGAACAAGAUAUUUAAUCCAAGAAUAUUGCUACAAUUAGCUGGAGUCUAGUUAUAAUUGUAGGAAAAAUGUACUGCUUUAAGACAAAUAUUUUCACAGAAUUUAUGUAAUGCCGUUGAACAUUGAAAUAAGUCAUGAUCCAUCUGUUUUAGUUUGCUUUA
Molecule: messenger RNA, 531 nt
Organism: Cryptomeria japonica (Japanese cedar)
Lineage: Eukaryota; Viridiplantae; Streptophyta; Pinopsida; Cupressales; Cupressaceae
Exons: 3
Coding region: 180-374 (64 amino acids)
Source: RefSeq, a predicted model, not a curated record